Molecule: messenger RNA, 1467 nt
Organism: Penicillium cinerascens
Lineage: Eukaryota; Fungi; Ascomycota; Eurotiomycetes; Eurotiales; Aspergillaceae
Product: WD repeat protein
Exons: 2
Coding region: 1-1467 (488 amino acids)
Biological process (GO): protein polyubiquitination; transcription-coupled nucleotide-excision repair; proteasome-mediated ubiquitin-dependent protein catabolic process
Cellular component (GO): Cul4A-RING E3 ubiquitin ligase complex; nucleotide-excision repair complex
Molecular function (GO): protein binding
Source: RefSeq, a predicted model, not a curated record
AUGAAUUCCUAUCUGCUCAACAGAGCCCUCGGGUCUGUCACUCCGAAUGCAUUCCAUGUCGCCCAAACCUCUCGGCUAGUUCACCAUCUCGAGCCUGCGCCGGGGAUUCGCUUCUCCAGCCGCAGGGCGGCACCGACCCGAUCCCAUAAUGACGCGACAGCAUUGGAUCAGGAGCUCGAUCCUAUAGCGGAGGUCUUUGCACACAAAUCUGGUGUCAAGUGCCUUGCAAUCGAUCAAUUCGAAGGUCGAUAUAUGAUCUCCGGAGGCGCAGACCCAUCCAUUCAUCUCUGGGACCUCGAAAGCAGAGGCUCAGAACUCGAACAUGUCCAUCGAUCCUGCGCGACAGUUCGCAAAUCCUCACAUGCCGAUGCGCAUACACACGCCAUCACAUCUCUCUCGAUCUACCCGUUUGACCCUGUCCCGUCGACCAUAUUCUCGACUUCUCACGAUGGCACCUUGAAGCUCUCUGCGUUGCAAUCUCCCGCAAUUACACCGGUCCACACCUUCAAUCUCGAUUGCACACCAUAUGCGCACUCGUUUUCUUCCCAGCCCGGGUCAACUCUACUUGUCGCAGUCGCCACAUCCGAGCAAUCGGUUCGGCUCGUGGAUUUACGAUCAGGACUCUCCACACAGGGCUUGCCAGGGCAUAAUGAUGCUGUGCUUUCAGUCGCCUGGGCACCACACCGACCAUAUCUGCUCGCGUCGGGUUCAGUCGACAACCGGGUAAUCAUCUUCGAUGUACGGCGUGGUGGACACAACGCGGCUAUAGCCACACUGGACAUGGAUGACCCAGUCGGGCUCGUGGAUCCAAACUCCGGAUCUACACCAGAGUCAUACACAAGCCGUCCAGCGUUUUCCCGUCAUGCCCGUGCACAUAACGGUGCCGUAACUGGAGUGCGAUGGACGUCGAGUGGCAGUCACAUAGUGACCACGGGACAGGAUUCACGCAUCAGGGUCUGGGAUGCAGCGACGGGUGCAAACACCUUGGUUCAUUUCGGACCCCGAGUACGCAACAGUGCUACGUCCCACCUAGCGGAGCGGGCUCCUCUACUGGUCCCAAAAAGUUGUAUGGGUUCUGGGCAAGAGACAUUGCUAUGGCCGAACUUCAACGAGCAAGACGACCGGGGCGAGAUAUUCAUGUUUGAACUCCGGGAGGGAACGUUUAUUAAGCGCCUCCGGGUCCCAGGGCUCAUGGGUUCGCAAUCAGCACGGGGCCGAUCGAGUGCACUCAGUGCUGCACGGAUCAACGAUCUAGUCUGGCGCGGCAAUGGAGCUUCAGGGGAAGGAAUAGAAAUGUUCUCCGCCCACGGUGACGGGACCAUUCGUACCUGGGUAUCCCGAGAGCCGGACGGAGAGCCAACUGAGGAAGAAGAGGCUGAAAUGGCCGACCGCAAGAGGAAGCGAGAUGUUCUAGAAGAAGUCUACCAGGGGUUCAUUGCCCCUGCACCAUCUAGAGGUUUUACAUGA